GUAUGCCAGUUAUUAUAGUUGGCUCGCAGAAGAAUCUCCUGUGACCUUCAAGAGUUUUUGGUGUUUUUGUUUUUGCACUUGCUGUUGAUGGAGGUCUACUCUUGUUUGCAAUUUUGUGAGAAAUAGGAAAUUCUUGGCUGCUCCUCUAACCAGAUCUGGGAUCUGCCUGUGUUCUUGCUGUCAUCAUCAUAAUCUUUCUUUCCAUCUGUGGGAUUAUCAUGGCUAUGAAGCAGGACAGCCUGUGACUAUCCGCUGCUCUCUACAGGCCUCUCUUUAUGUUUUUACUUUGGCUUUGAUUUGGUGACAUUCCAGGAGCCAAAAUGUUGAACCAGAGUGCUGUGAUGAUCUUUACUGGGAUUUGUGGUUCAUUGGUGCUCAUGGCAAUGGCCUACUACGUGUACUGGUCUGUAGUAUUGGCUGAAGGACCGUGUAAACGCGGCUUGUAAAAGGAUCCCACCGUGGUUGGUCGUAGUGUAUAAAGAGGAGCCCACUCAGCUUUCCAGGCUCCUCAGCCAUGGCUCUGCUGGCCUACCUGAAGAGCCUGUUUAUCCUGCAGCUGUUGAUGGGCUUCGUGUUUGUGGUUAGCGGCCUCAUCAUAAACUUCAUCCAGCUCUGCACCUGCAUCCUCUGGCCGAUCAACAGACAGCUCUACCGCGUAAUCAACUGCCGGCUCUCCUACUCCCUCUGGAGUCAGCUGGUGAUGCUGCUGGAAUGGUGGUCGGGCACAGAAUGCACUCUAUACACUGACCAGGCUACGGUGGACAAGUUGGGCAAAGAGCAUGUCAUCGUUAUCCUAAACCACAACUAUGAAAUUGAUUUCCUCUGUGGCUGGACCAUGUGUGAAAGAUAUGGCAUCCUUGGGAGUUCAAAAGUGCUAGCUAAACAUGAGCUGCUGAAGGUUCCACUGAUUGGCUGGACCUGGUACUUCCUAGAGAUUGUCUUCUGCAAGAGAAAGUGGGAGGAAGACAGAAAUACUGUCUUCAAUGGACUGAAAAGACUCCAAGACUAUCCUGAAUUUAUGUGGUUUCUUCUGUAUUGUGAGGGCACCCGCUUCACAGAGAAGAAACACCAAAUCAGCAUGCAGGUUGCAGAGAGUAAAGGCUUGCCCAAGCUCAAGUAUCACCUACUACCCCGCACCAAAGGAUUUACCACAACCCUGCAGUGUCUUAAAGGGACAGUAUCUGCUGUGUAUGACGUGACUCUCAAUUUCAAAGACAACCAAGUUCCCACUCUCCUUGGCAUUGUUAAUGGCAAGAAAUACAAAGCAGACAUGAGUGUAAGACGGUUCUCUGUGAAGGAUAUACCAGAUGAUGAAGAGCAGUGUGCCAACUGGCUGCACAAGCUCUACCAGGAGAAGGAUGCUUUACAGGAACUCUACAGCAAGGAGGGCAAGUUCCCUGGACCCACAAUAAUCCCACCUCGCCGACCCUGGACACUGCUGAACUUCCUGUUUUGGGCCACGCUGCUGCUUUCGCCUCUCAUCAACUUUGCAUGUGGAGUGGCCGUCAGCGGUUCUCCCCUCCUCAUCAUUGGCUUCAUCAUUUUCCUCAUCGUGGCUUCCAUAGCUAUCCGACGCCUCAUAGGAGUCACAGAGGUGAAGAAAACAGGCUCCAGCUACGGCGACCCGGGACCCAAAAAACAAAACUAAAAGUGUGUGAUCCCUUACUCUCCCACACCCCUGUUCCUCCCAUGACACGGCCCUGUCAGUGUGGCCGUCCUGCGGCGUCUCACCCCUACCCAACUCCAUUCUCCUCCUACUGUUGAGUCAGUUGGUAGGCAGGGGAGGAGACGCAGCUGUGAAAAAUAAAUACAGACCAGAGUUUAGAAAAUACAAAUGGCACUACAGAGAGAGCAUGGAGGGUGUGGGGUGGGUUCAAGCUCUCUGAUGUAACACAGAACAAAAGGAUGUGGGGACGUGCAGUACUGAAUUCCACUGCAUCUUUCUUAAUCCAGCUCGUCCCCAUCUCAUCCACAUUCAAUCCCUGUUCACACCCAAGGUCAAGUUCACAUGGACAGCAGGUCCCGCCCAUUUUCUGCUGUUGCACGACCUACCUCCGAUUCCUGUAACAGCCAUCAGCUAAUCAGGGUGCGAGGGGUGCACUUAUUCUUUUUGGCCAAAGAACGCAAACCGAUCCACAGUUUUUGUAAUCAUGACCUCCACCUGCAGCAGUGUGUCACUGCAACAGCGAUCUGGAAAUAUGCCGGGUUGUUUUCCUCACUGACUUCACUGAGUCUGGUCUUUCAGUGAGAACCGGUGUCUAAAGAAUCAGCAUCAAGGCCUGGUAUUCUUAAAGGGUCAAUUCACCAAAAGCACUAAAUUAAAAUACUGUUUAUCUUCCAUGUAUCUCACUAUGGAGAAAGUAAAAUGGAGAAUUUAAAAUGAGUUUGUAGUGCACAGUUAUGUACAUAAAUACAACAACGUUACCACAGACUUGAAUAAUAACAAUUAUUGGCACUUUUAGCAGAACUUACUGUGUUUAAAAUGUAAAAGUGUAAACAGUCCACAUUAAAAUCAUUGGAUUGCAGAUGUAUUUGAAAUAUUGUGUCUGUGGAAAGGUGAUAUCUAUGCACUGUCACUGACAUUAAUUUCACCUCCAAAACAUCAAUUCCACCUACUCUCUAGGGCUGGAUAUCACUAGACUGCGGUGUGGGAAAUAUGUAUAUUUUUCCCUUUUAAUAUUGUGAUCUUGAUGAAUUGACUCCUCCCCCUUUCUCCAGUAGAAUUAACAUCAUGGUUUGGAGACGCUGCUGCUUGUUUAACUACAACAAGGGCUGUGUUUCUUUAUAAAAAACAAAAAGAAUACCCACCGUCCGCUUUAGGUUCCAUGUGUAGCUCCUCGCAGCAUCUACACAUUCAUUCUAAAGCCUUUCAUUUCUCCUUUUUAUUUGCUUUUACUUAGAUAGAAAUGUUAUUUUUGUAAACACAAGUGGACCAUCUCUGACCCGUGUGUGUUUUAAUCAGCGAUCCUCACUCAGUUCCGACGUAAAGCAACGAUUCUGCUGAGUUAAAAUGCAGGCGACACUACCGGGGUUAAUGUGACCGCUCUGCUGUUGAAGGCCAGUGGAUGAAAGGUCACCAACUGUCUCCAUGUAGCCUCACAGCUGUUUGCAUAUUUUUUUUGCUUUCCUACGAUGGACUGUUGUAGUGUUUUAACCUUUGCCUUCAAUCGACCUCAGGCUAAGGGGUCGCUUCACUUCCAGUCCUUUUUUCUUUUUCUUUUUUAACCUCCGUUAUGUUUCAACACCAUCUUUUCCUCCUAUAUCAGAAAGGUUCAGUUACGGGAGAUAAUUAUUAUUUUAAAGCCAACAUUAAUCUGCUAAACGUGUGUUGUUUUUGUAACUUUAGUUUUAUUCAUUUCCUGCUGGAUGUUUUGUCUCUGACAUUCACUGCUGCUGCUGCUGUACACGAGUAGAUCCAUCUCUGGUUACGUUUCCUAGUCCCAGAAAACAAACAAUGGUAGCGAGGCACUGGAUUACUUAGUGUCCUGCUCUCUCCUCCCCUCUGCCCUCUGUGCCACACAUGUAGUGUUAAUCACAUUUUUUGUUUUGUCGCUUCAUUCUUUUAUUUCAUGUUUUGUUUUGGAUCAUCACUCCUCAGCAGAAGGCACUUGUACGUUGUGUACUUUCUAUAGAGUUUUCUCAAAUCGAGACAGAUUUCAUGCAAAGCCUUAAUAGACAGUGCUGCUUCAUUUUCUUGUGUGAACAUGUAGACGCUAACUGAGCCCCCUGUUGUAGUGAAGGAUGUCCUCCAGUAUAGCAGAACGUGACUUGUUCUUACGUCUUAACCUAAAGAAAUAAUAAAGCAAACUGAGAAUGGAUAAAGUCAUGUUUGUACUUAAUGAAAAAAAACCAUUUGGAGUUGCAGUAUCUCAAAUACUUGUGAAAAGCUUUAGGAUCUCAGCUCUGUUUUUCAUUCAUUAAGAGAUUUAUUUUUCCUUAAAUUCUGGUCAUACAAACUGCGCCCGACUACACCCAAAUGUACUGGAAUCAAAAAAACCUAACACUGCAUCCACUUUUUUUUGAGGUUAUUAAAGGAUUUCAUCACAAAAACAA
This is a messenger RNA of Solea senegalensis (Senegalese sole), 4053 nucleotides long. RefSeq names its product 1-acylglycerol-3-phosphate O-acyltransferase 3 (gene agpat3). The transcript is spliced from 10 exons. Gene Ontology annotation, molecular function: 1-acylglycerol-3-phosphate O-acyltransferase activity. NCBI's taxonomy places the organism in Eukaryota, Metazoa, Chordata, Actinopteri, Pleuronectiformes, Soleidae. Gene Ontology annotation, cellular component: endomembrane system; endoplasmic reticulum. The record is from RefSeq and is a predicted model, not a curated record. The coding region runs from base 515 to 1648 and encodes 377 amino acids.